AUGAUCAUAUGGGUCGAUGACCUGAUCAUUGCAGCAAGUAACAAAGAGAGACUGAAAAAGGUGAAAGAGAUGCUUGCAGAAAAGUUUAAAAUGAAAGAUCUGGGUGAACUCAAACAUUUUCUGGGUAUCGAUUUCAGUCAGUCAGACGGAUGUGUAAAGAUGUCACAGGAAAAGUACACUAAUAAGAUACUACAGCGUUUUAAUAUGCAAGACUGUAGGACCAGAGAAACACCCGGUGAGCAAAAGCUUGAGUAUACUGCGGAUGCAGUAAAGAUGGAAGAUAGCAGGGUGUACAGAGAGGCCGUGGGAAGUCUUAUAUACCUGACUACGUGCACCAGACCAGAUUUGAGCUUUGUAGUGAGCAGGUUGUCACAGUAUUUUGCUGAGCCUACAGAGGAGCAGUGGGUCACGGUGAAACACGUACUUAGAUAUCUCAAAGGCACAGCAGAGAAAGGGUUAAGUUUCAGGAGAAACGACCAUGAAAAGCUAGGUAUAAAGGCCUACAGUGAUGCUGAUUGGGCAGCUGAUACCAGUGACAGACGCAGUACCACGGGAUACUGUGUGAGCCUUAGUCAGAACAGCUCCCUAGUCUCAUGGAAGACUAGAAAACAACCUACGGUUGCACUAUCAACGUGUGAGGCAGAAUAUAUGGCACUGGCUUCAACCAUACAGGAGUGUCUAUACCUAGAGCAGUUACUGGGAAGUAUAGAUAACUAUGAGUACACACAAACGAUAGUAUAUGAGGACAAUCAGGUCAACAAUCGCUCUUGCCAACAAUCCUGUAAACAGGCGAAGAUGUAA
Messenger RNA from Rhinichthys klamathensis goyatoka, 801 nucleotides. RefSeq lists its product as uncharacterized. Lineage: Eukaryota; Metazoa; Chordata; Actinopteri; Cypriniformes; Leuciscidae. The record is from RefSeq and is a predicted model, not a curated record. The coding region runs from base 1 to 801 and encodes 266 amino acids. The transcript has a single exon.